AUGAAUUCCGAAGAUGAUUAUAGUAACAAUGAUGAAGAUGAAAUUGAUGAUGAAAGUAUUACAAGUGAAGAUGAUAAUGUUGAUGAAGAUGAAUCAUCUAUACAAAUGGAAGAAGAAUCAACAGAUCAACAGAAUUCAAAACUUAAUACAGAUAAACAAAAAGCUGAUGUUUUGAAGAAACAAAUUGCUUUAUGGGAUUCAUUUCUUGAAUUACGUAUUAAACUUCAACGUGCAACAAUAACUUGUAAUUGUUUACCAACAACGACAAUAAUACCCGAUGAUGAUGAUGAUGAUACUGAAUUACGUGAUGUGAUCGAUGAAAAUACAAAAUUGUUUCGUAAAACAUUGGCAUUACUUCUUGCAAUUGAAAAUCGUCGUUCAGCUAAACGAGUACGUGAAAAUGACGAUGAUGAUAAUAACAAUAAUAAUGAAACAACAGAAGUUUUUAAAACAUUAUCAAAACGUUUUAAAAAUAAUGAACAAGCUAUUGAUGAAGAACUGAGUAAAAGUUAUACACAAUUUACACCCGAAAGAGAUACUGUUAUACAAAAAUGGUUUGAACGUACACGUGAUUUCUCAAAGCAGAAUAAAAUGAAUGCUGUUGAACAAUCACCAAUUGUACAAAUCAAAGAGAUUAUGGCAUUACCUGAUCGACUUAUCAAACGUACACAAACAAGUCGAAUAGAUUAUGAUCUUAUAUGUCCGCCAUCAUCACCUAAUCAGAAUUCAGAAAUAUCAAAUGAUUUAACAACGAAAAUAAAUCCGGAAAUUUUUGAUGACGGUGAUUUUUAUCAUCAAUUAUUACGUGAAUAUAUUGAACGUAAAACAGCAUCAAUUACUGAUCCUGAACAAAUAAGCAAACAUUGGGCUCAAUUAAGAAAAUUGCGAACUAAAUUGAAAAAGAAUCUUGAUACCAAAGCAAGUAAAGAUCGCAAAAUUCGUUAUAAUAUUCAUAAAAAAUUAGUUAAUUAUAUGGCACCAAUUGAUAGAUGUUCAUUUACUGAUCAAGCAAAAUCCGAUCUUUUCUCAUCAUUAUUUGGUAGACAUCAAUUAACAACAAUUGAUACACAACAAACAUCACCAGUGAAUGAUAUUCGUAUCAUUUAA
Molecule: messenger RNA, 1107 nt
Organism: Adineta steineri
Lineage: Eukaryota; Metazoa; Rotifera; Eurotatoria; Adinetida; Adinetidae
Source: the annotation of a GenBank genome assembly